This is a messenger RNA of Cornus florida, 576 nucleotides long. RefSeq lists its product as uncharacterized. The record is from RefSeq and is a predicted model, not a curated record. The transcript has a single exon. Lineage: Eukaryota; Viridiplantae; Streptophyta; Magnoliopsida; Cornales; Cornaceae. Bases 1 to 576 code for a protein of 191 amino acids.
AUGGCUCAAUAUCAACCGCCAAACAAGAAAGCGAAAAAUAUGUCUAUUCUCUCAUUCUAUAAAAAAGGAGGCCAAAUGAGUGGCGAUUAUCAAUCAAAAAAGGAUAUACCUAGUGCAUCUAACAUUGACAAUGAUCUUGAUUUGCAACCUCAUGCCCUACCCCAAGUUGUUGAACCGAAGCAACUCCACUCCACUUCUAUUGAAAAAGAUCAUGGGUUACGUAUUCAAAUGCAUGAAUACUCGGUGAAUCAAAGGGAUGAGGUUAGACGAGCUUAUAUCAAUUUGGCGCCUUAUCAAUCUAAACUUUCUAAUUAUCCUAGCUCUUGGACUGGAAAGCAGAAUCGGCGAUUUAAGUACGAAUGGUUCAAACAAUUUCUUUGGCUAGAGUAUUCUCCUUCAAAUGAUAAAGCAUAUUGUUUUCCAUGCUUUCUCUUUGAAGAGAGAAAUAAAACGGGGACUCGUUCUGCACUUAUGCUCUGUUCGGUAGGAAGGAAGAAAGAAGGGUGGAAAGAAAAUAGGAGGGAAGAAACAAAAUUCCUUCGCUCUGUAGGAAAGAGACACGAAGGGAAAGGAUAA